AGCCAAUAGCGCAAUUAUCACAGUCGUAAAAUGAUAACUGCGAUGUUUCAUAUUUCUUUUGGCAAAAAUAUAUUGCAUUUUGUCAUUCGAUCAGUUCAUUCAGUCUCAUCGGUGUAUUCAUCCAUUGACUUUGGUGUUGGUCGAGGCUGCUAGACUGUCAUUACGAUUUUCAUCGAAGCUCAGUUAAGUGAUAGGUUUAUAUGUCAAAUUGAUUGACUUUACUUGUGCACUACGGAUCGAAUUUGACGCAGCGUUUGGAACAUUACGCCCGACAAAGCAAUUACUAAUUUCAAUCAUUUUCUGCUUGUGAUUUUAAACGGCUAGAUCAUCAUAAUGGCCUCUGUGAUCCCAUUCAUCAUCGAGUUCGUUGUGAUUUUGGUCAUAAUGAGAACAGUUGAUGCCAAUGAGGAUCCAAGCAACUGUGGUGUGGAUGGAGAGAAUGCAACGGAUGUCUUCCAAGAGUACCCGAGAGGUAUCAUUUGCCCCUCCACCAAACAACCGUCGCGAUCUUCUUUUAGUGGUUACAAGAUCUGGAACGCACUCGUUUGUGUAACUAAGACCUCCACUGGAAAUCUGACAAACGUAACAUUUUGCGUACAUGGUCCAGAAGGGUUACCAAUGAUCUCAACCCCUGAUACUUUGACUGUUGGGCAAACUAGCAUGCAGAACUGCACAAUCUACAACGUCUACCCUGCACCUAUCAUUGAAUGGUUCCUUGGACCUGGUGAAGUGAACAUCACAAUGAACGCGACUAUUCACUCCAACCAAGACGACGUAUCAAGUCUCAUCAACGCAACCAGUUGUCUUUUGUUCACGCCAACGACGAACAAUCAUGGAGAGAACCUGACAUGUAGAGUGUCUCCUUCUGUGUCAAAUGUUUGGAACUCCCGAAAUGCAUCUGUAACAUUGAAUAUCGAAGGUGACCUCAGCCCAUCUGGCGAAAUUAGGGUUGAAAACGUGACGUCGUCCAGUCUCACCCUUUCUUGGGACGUUGACAACGUUACUCUUGAAUACUGCAACUGCAGCCAUGCGUCCUCUGAUAUCUUGAAGACAACGGAUCCUUGGAACUGUCGGGUCUGCAAUGAGCCGAUUGACGUUAACGGGACUAGUUAUGACCUAACAGGCUUGGAACCUUUCCAGUGGUAUUAUCUGACUCUGAAUUUGACAGGUGGAGGAGUGGUGGCGUCUAAGCUAACUUCCACUGCCCCACCCAAGCCGGAAUAUUAUGGCGUCAUCAUGACAUUUUCUCAAGAAAAUUCGAAGUUGAAGAUAUCGCGUAUGCUACCAGUCAACAAUACCAUUCCCGAUGAUCUCUGCUUCUCCGUAGUCAAGACACAGGACCAAAGGGACAACUGCUCUUUGAGCAAUUGCCUGGAACUUGGGAACAAACUUCGGUACAUAAAUACGUCCAUAGAAGAUGUUUCAGACUUUAGGCUAGUUAGCAGUGGUCGAGGAUUGUGCAGCAGUCCACCAUCACGUCCAUUUAUUCUGAACUCAACCGAAGGUGUACUCAAUAUGCUUCCAAUGUUCACCCUGCUUGGGACUGUUGCCGGGUCGGCCAUCUUUCUGUUCGUCUCCGUGGCCGCCUUCAUCUUUCUCAUUAACUGCAUCUGGACAGGUGUAGGUUGUCUGCGAAUGAAAGAUGACUCGAAAGAUGAGGAAACAUUGGUGCGCGUUAUCAAAAAAGACAACUCGCGAAAGGUGGAUAAGGACGGACUUGUGUAUGUGCAAGUAGCGCAUGCAAACGCCCAUCCCACUGAUGCUCCGCCCAUAAGGACGGAAGAACCUACGGUAUACGCCUCAUUGGACAGGGACGCCAUGAGCAGCAUGCGCAAGAAGGAUGCCGAUGGAUUGGUCUACGUUGAAGUUUCACAUGACCACGCCCAUCCGGAUGGAGCACCGCCCACUCAGACAGAAACGCCGACAGUGUACGCAAAUCUCGAUAUGGAAGCCAUGGAAAAACUUAAGAAGGAUAAGAAGGAGAAAGAAGAAGAGGAAGGAUUCAAAGCUGAUGAAGAUAAUGCCAAAGUAGAUAAGAAUGAAGGAGCUGAGAAAGACGAUGUGAAUCAAGAUGAUGGCACUAAAGAAAAAAAAGAACUUGAGAAAGAGGAAGAUAUAAAGUCUUCUGAGGUCAGUAUCCAACCGGUUAAAACGCAACCAAACUAUGAAAAUAUCGAUUUAACAGACUUUGGUAAUGGACUUGGCAUUCCCAUGGAGACGAAGCUUUAAUUCAGAAUUCCUUCAAGCUGUCAUCCGCAAGGGGUAAUUUGGCAUUUACAGAACUGCAAGACCACUGCAAAUAAUACCAAUUCCACAAGCAUGACAAA
Molecule: messenger RNA, 2327 nt
Organism: Lytechinus pictus (painted urchin)
Lineage: Eukaryota; Metazoa; Echinodermata; Echinoidea; Temnopleuroida; Toxopneustidae
Exons: 9
Coding region: 334-2229 (631 amino acids)
Molecular function (GO): protein binding
Source: RefSeq, a predicted model, not a curated record